AUGGCAGAUGGUGAAUGGCUUACUCCACGACAACUAAGCGCACUUUCGUACGAAGAACAGCAAGCAUAUAUUCGUCAAACGCUUGAAGAGAGCCAAGAAGAAAUAAGUGACCACGAUUCAGUAGUUGGUGACGAGGCUUUAGAUGAAUGUGUAGGUGAUAUUGGUGGUGAUGACUUAGACUUAGAAGAGCCCACGUUACCAGAAUAUGACCCAGAGGACGACAGUGAUUCUGAUGAAGAACUUGAAGAUGCACCAAUUGAAACUGGGGAAUAUUUUACUGCCAGAGAUGGUAAUGUUUGGUCUUCGAUACAACCUGUAAGAUUCCGUACGCACAACAUUCUAAGAAGUGCACAAUCUGGACCAGUACGGACAACGCAAGGUUUGACCAUUUCAGAAACGUUCAAAUUGAUAAUGUCAGACGAAAUAUGCGACAUAAUUAUUCGUGAAACAAAUCGAAAGGCAAGGCAAUUCUUUGAUGAUGACAAUGCAAAACAUCCAACAAGAGAACCGAGAUCAUGGAUUCCCAUAACAGAAAGUGAAUUUGAUGCAUAUUUGGGCGUACUUUUGCUAAGCGGCGUUACACAUUCUGGUUACGUGCAUACGAAAGAUUUGUGGAAUACUAAAUCACAUCCAUUAUAUCGUGCUGCAAUGAGUGUUCGACGAUUUUGGGAAAUUAGCCGCUUCAUUCGUUUUGAUAAUGGAAACACACGCCAGCAACGCAAACAAACUGACAAAGCAGCAGCAAUAUCGGACGUUUUUUUGAUGCUAAACAGCUGUCUUCGUAGAUAUUACGUGGCAGGAGCCAACGUCACCGUAGAUGAACAAUUGUAUGCUUAUCGUGGUGGAACUGGCUUCACGCAAUACAUAUCAUCAAAACCUGCCAAAUAUGGGAUAAAAGUGUGGUGGGUGUGCGACUCCAUUUCGUCCUAUCCAUUGCAGGGACAAAUCUAUACAGGAAUGGCACCGUCUGGUGAACGUGAAAGAAACGUUGGUGAAAGAAUGGUCAAAGAUUUAUGUAUCAACCUUUUUGAUGGAAGUGGAAGAAAUAUUGUAUGUGACAACUUUUUCACUAGCUACAACUUGGCAAAAUCUUUGAUGAUAGACAAUAAUUUAUCUAUAUUGGGUACUUGCAACAAAAGGCGUACAUUCGUGCCAGCAGCAUUUGCCAACCCCAAGGGACGUGAGGCUGAAUCGUCAAUGUUUGGGUUCUAUAAUCACGUUACGAUGUGCUCGUACGUGCCUAAGAAAAACAAGGCAGUUGUAUUAUUGUCCACUUCUCAUUAUACAACAAAAACGUCCGGUCCUAAGAAGAAGCCAUUGCUUAUAUUGGACUACAACAAAACCAAAGGUGGAGUUGAUAGCAUGGACAUGUGCUUGUCCGAAUAUAGUACCAAGCGGCGCACAAAUAGAUGGCCUUUGGCUUUCUUUUAUAAUAUUGUGGACGUUGCUGCGUUUGCUGCAUACAUAAUAUACGUUGACAACAACACUCACCUGAAGUCAUAUACAAGCCGCCGUAUCAUGUUUCUCCAUCAGCUAAGUGAGCAACUAUGCAAGCCAGAAAUAGAGAGAAGGGCGAAUAACAGCAGAAUAUCCAGAGUUUUUUCAACGCGCAACGCCAUCGAAGCCAUGAUAGGUAGGCCCAUCCGAGUUGUGGAUGCUGGAGCACAUGAAGCGGAGGAGCGUGAUAGUACGGGACGCCUAAAAGUAAAGGGGAAUUGCUAUAUCUGCUCCAAACGACGCCCUACUGAAAGCAUGUACAUUAUGCAACAAACCGGUGUGCGCAGAGCAUUCCAAAGACUUUCCGUAAUGCGAUAG
Molecule: messenger RNA, 1815 nt
Organism: Bactrocera neohumeralis
Lineage: Eukaryota; Metazoa; Arthropoda; Insecta; Diptera; Tephritidae
Exons: 2
Coding region: 1-1815 (604 amino acids)
Source: RefSeq, a predicted model, not a curated record